This is a messenger RNA of Manduca sexta (tobacco hornworm), 4511 nucleotides long. It is a transcript of the gene ABCB7, whose product is annotated as ATP-binding cassette sub-family B member 7, mitochondrial. The record is from RefSeq and is a predicted model, not a curated record. Gene Ontology annotation, biological process: intracellular iron ion homeostasis; transmembrane transport. Gene Ontology annotation, cellular component: mitochondrial inner membrane. The transcript is spliced from 15 exons. NCBI's taxonomy places the organism in Eukaryota, Metazoa, Arthropoda, Insecta, Lepidoptera, Sphingidae. Gene Ontology annotation, molecular function: ATP binding; ABC-type transporter activity; ATP hydrolysis activity. Bases 23 to 2488 code for a protein of 821 amino acids.
UAACAUUUGUCAAAUUGUCACCAUGGCGGCUGCGCUGCUGUCAAAUAGGAGAUUCGAUAAAAUAAUUCGAAAUCACGCCAAAUUUACAAAAUCGUAUUCAAGUAACAAAUCUGUAAUAUUAAAUAAGCCCCAAUUGAACAUAAUAUGCAAACAAUGCGCGGCGGCGAGUUACUUCCGGUUAUAUACAACGCAGGCUCCAAGCAAUGCUGGGGCUUCAGAUCCGGCGAAAAAUGUAUUGGCAGCAGUGUUGGCAAACAAACCAAAGACAGGAAAAAUACCAGUUGGAAUCCAAAAAAGAGACUGUUUUCACCCAGGUGCCUCUGUUUUGUCUCGUGAAGAUAUAAAUUUGGGUGAUGCGAAGCCAGUGACGGGGACGGAUAUGGUACGGGGGAUGCUGGAGUAUGUGUGGCCCAAGGACAAUGAAAUGAUCCGCAACAGAGUGAUGCUGUCUCUCUCGCUGCUGUUCGGUGCCAAAGUGAUGAACGUGACGGUGCCGUUCCUGUUCAAGUACGCGGUGGAUGAGGUGAACCAGGCGGCCACCACGCCCGCAGGCGACGCGCUGUUGGGCAUGGCUACUGUACCACAGGCGCUAGGGACUACAGCGUUCAGCUUGUUGUUGGGAUACGGUAUAGCUCGCGCCACAGCGGCCGGCUUCAACGAGCUUCGGAACGCAGUGUUCGCGAAGGUGGCGCAGCACUCCAUCAGGAGGCUCGCCUGCAACGUCUUCACACAUCUGCACAACCUAGACCUCAGCUUCCACCUGGGACGGCAGACCGGAGCGCUGUCUAAGACCAUAGACCGUGGCUCCCGCGCCAUCAACUUCGUGUUGUCCGCCAUGGUGUUCAACAUAGUGCCCACUAUAUUCGAACUGACGCUGGUCUCCAGCAUACUGGGGCUGAAAGGAGGCUUCGCUUUUGCGGGGCUGGCGUUCAGUUGCGUGGGAGUGUACGCGGCGUUCACUCUCGCCAUCACGCAGUGGCGCACCAAGUUCCGCGUCUAUAUGAACAAGGCGGAGAACGAGGCCGGCAACAAGGCCAUCGACUCGCUCAUCAACUACGAGACUGUUAAGUACUUCAACAACGAGAAGUACGAGCUAGAGAAGUACGACGUGAGCCUCAAGAAGUACGAGGACGCGUCGCUGAAGACCGCGUCGAGUCUCGCCGUGUUGAACUUCGGACAACACGCCAUCUUCAGCGGCGGCCUCAGUCUCAUCAUGAUCAUGGCUGCCAACGAGAUCGCUAAAGGCAACAUGACGGUGGGCGACCUGGUGAUGGUGAACGGUCUGCUGUUCCAGCUGUCGAUCCCGCUGGGGUUCCUGGGCUCGGUGUACCGCGAGGUCCGGCAGGCGCUCAUCGACAUGCAGACCAUGUUCACGCUCAUGACCGUGCAGUCUAGGAUUAAGGUAACUACCGACCUGGUGAUGGUGAACGGUCUGCUGUUCCAGCUGUCGAUCCCGCUGGGGUUCCUGGGCUCGGUGUACCGCGAGGUCCGGCAGGCGCUCAUCGACAUGCAGACCAUGUUCACGCUCAUGACCGUGCAGUCUAGGAUUAAGGUAACUACCGACCUGGUGAUGGUGAACGGUCUGCUGUUCCAGCUGUCGAUCCCGCUGGGGUUCCUGGGCUCGGUGUACCGCGAGGUCCGGCAGGCGCUCAUCGACAUGCAGACCAUGUUCACGCUCAUGACCGUGCAGUCUAGGAUUAAGGAGAUAGACAAAGCCCCACCGCUAAUAGUUGACGCGAAGACAGCCACAAUUGACUUCAAAGACGUCAGCUUUAAAUACGUUAACGGGAAGCCGAUAUUCAACAAUUUGACGUUCUCGAUACCGGCGGGAAAGAAGAUUGGUAUCGUAGGCGGUUCUGGUUCGGGUAAAUCGACGAUGGUGCGGUUGCUGUUCAGAUUUUUCGAGCCGCAGUCUGGCACCAUCACGAUCGCGGGACAGAAUAUCAGAGAUCUGGACCUCGCCAGCUUGAGGAGAGCCAUAGCUGUUGUACCACAGGACUGCGUGCUGUUCCACGACACGAUCUUCCACAACCUGCACUACGGCGACCUCGCCAAGCCCGAGGAGGAGGUGUACCGCGCCAGCCGCAUGGCCGAGCUGCACGACUCCGUACAGACGUGGCCCAAGGGUUACCAGACGCAAGUGGGUGAGCGUGGGCUGAAAUUGUCCGGUGGUGAGAAGCAACGCGUGGCCAUCGCGCGAGCCAUCCUCAAGGACUCGCCCAUCAUCGUGUUCGACGAGGCCACGUCCAGCCUCGACAGCCUCACUGAACAUGCGAUCCUGCAGGCGCUGAAGGCGGCGACGGUGGGCCGCACGUCGAUCUGCAUCGCGCACCGCCUGUCCACGGUGGCCGACGCCGACGAGAUCCUCGUGCUGGAGCGCGGCAACGUCUCCGAACGCGGCACCCACCACCAGCUCAUCGCCAACCCGCACUCCUUGUACUCCAGGCUGUGGGACAAGCAGAACCGGGACGCGGGACUUGUUAAGUAGAUCCUUGUGGACAAAUGUAAAGGGUAGAUGAGCAAGAACGGUUUCAUUACAGCCAAUGAUUGAUCUGUAAUGUGCAAUGCAAAUUACAGGAAAGUCGAUUUUGCAUUCGAUAGUUUGUCACUUUUAAAUGAUGGUGGUUUUCGGUUUGUGCACUUGCGUCAUUGUAAUUCUAAAGGUGAGAUAUAUCGAUAUGUCAUAUAGUAUAUCACAUGAAAAUGUGUUCCAUACACACAUACAUUCUUGACGUGUCAAGUGAGAGUUGACAUAAUUAAUCCAGCCAUGAAACUUUUAAUAUCGUGUAUAUUGAUAAUCAGUAGCAAUGUACAAUAAGACCUUGCUCUUUUAUCCUAGAACGCAAGUUCUCCGCCACAUUAGACUACAUCGUACCUAAUUGUUAAGCCUCCACAUUGAUUAUCUCGGAAGAAAAAACGCAUGUAUUUUAACUGAGGUAGAAUUCAGUUUGUAUUGAAACGCGUUGUAUAUAAUAACAAUGUUAUGUUAAAUCAUAAAUAACAGACAAGUAGCCUAGUUGAGAGUGGAACGGACUGCCGAAACGAAUGUCUGCAGGUUCAAAACCCAAUACACACUGAUCUGACUUUUCGUAGUUAACGUGUUGUUGAUGUGAACUUUUAACUUUGAAGAAAACAUCGUGAAAGUUAGGAGAGGUAACAUACCUGAGAAUUUUCGAUAAGAAUUUAAAGGAUAAAUGAAUUUUGCCCGCACUAGGUCAGCGUGAUGGACUAAAGCUUAAACUCUCCCAGUAAUAUAAUAGGCCCGCACCCAGCGAUAGGCAGUAUAUUAUAAUGUAUGCAGGUACAGCUGCCGUGCUGGUCUCAGUUUCGAUUUGCGGGUCAAGUCGAUAUUGAGGGUGGUCUCCACAGUGUCCGCUCUCACUCUUUCCCUCAUUCCAUGGGAGUUAAUAUAGUUGUCGGAAUUUGGGUAUGUUACAUUGAGCUCGCAAUAAAACGGGAAAAACAGUGCGAUAUCAUGUACAGUCCCCGCGCAAGCUUCGAGGAAUCUCUAGGCAUAUGUGAUGACAUAGCGCAGGCAUAGUCGAUAUUACGUUAUCGAUGUACGAUCAAGCGAUGACAUUGUGAAACAAAAUUUAUUACAUCGAUAACGUAAUAUGAAAUAUCGUCAAAAUCUCUACGUAAUAAUAAUUACUGGUGAUUACCUUCAGACCAGAGAAACAUUAAUAAAUAACAAUAGUUAUAAACAUGUACCUCAUUAUAACAGUAUUAAUAAUACUAGAUAUGCGCGUGCGUCGAUAAGUAGGAAUCGAUUGCGCGACCUCUAAACUGUACCGCGUAAACCAGGAUUCGAGGUUUAAACAUAGAUUACGUUAGCAAUGUAUAUCUUUAACGUAUUUUAUUACUUAUCUUUAUCUUUGUUAAGAUUGCUUAAUUGUCUGCGGGCAUGACUAUAACUUUAUUAAAGUAAAUAAUUGUCCAGUCUGAAGUUAGUCACUUUACAAAUGUCACAUUUAGCUCUAGAAAAAAUGUGUACAGUCGCAAACAUCUACGAUUAUCAACUAACUGCGGAUGGCAUUAAACGAUCUCAAUCGCUUUUUUCGAUCUAUCGCCAAAAUAUUUAUAAAUGACUGUUGUUAUUAUAAUAUAAAUAACAACAAUAAUUUAUAAAUAUUUCCUAUAUAAAUAAAUGACGUUUAUAAAUGACUUAUUUUGAUUGGUUAAUUCUCGGGAUCGGAUCGAAGAUUUACAUUCGGACUGUUUACUGUCACAUUGUAAUGCAUGUUCGAUUCUCAGGUCUGGCUACUGUUUGGGAAUAUUUAGAUUUGAAGGAACAUUUGAAUAAUGCUUGAUGUAUCGAUAAUCUCUCAUAUCAGGUUGUGGAUGCAAGGCUGCAAGACCGUCGGUGCUUAGGUUUGUCUUUGCCUAACCUACGCAAUAACGUCGUGAGCUUAUGUACGUAGUAGUAAGACAAGUGUGGAGGCGAUUAGAAUAAUUAUGUAUGUAUAUACAUUGUACAGGUUACUUGUUGAAUAAGUAUAUUAUUUUGUUGC